AUGCUGGGGCGGCGGCUGGUCGUCACCCGCAAGGGCUAUCUGGGCGCAGCACCGCGCUCGGCGCAGGUGGGAGACGGCGUAUAUGUGCUGGCCGGGGGCCACGUGCCAUUCGUGCUCCGAAGGGACCAGUCAGGGGGGAGCGCGCCGUCCACGUUCUGGUUGGUCGGCGACUGCUAUGUCCAUGGGCUCAUGCACGGAGAGGCGCUGCGCUGGGAGGGAUCCCGCUGGGAGGACGUGCGGCUUGUUUGA
Messenger RNA from Lasiosphaeria miniovina, 249 nucleotides. RefSeq lists its product as uncharacterized. Lineage: Eukaryota; Fungi; Ascomycota; Sordariomycetes; Sordariales; Lasiosphaeriaceae. The transcript has a single exon. The coding region runs from base 1 to 249 and encodes 82 amino acids. The record is from RefSeq and is a predicted model, not a curated record.